Molecule: messenger RNA, 1471 nt
Organism: Carica papaya (papaya)
Lineage: Eukaryota; Viridiplantae; Streptophyta; Magnoliopsida; Brassicales; Caricaceae
Source: RefSeq, a predicted model, not a curated record
AGUUAAACGCAACCAAACAAGUUUACAAACUUAAACAACUAAAAAAAGGAGUCUUUACCAAGAGACUGAAAAUGGUUGAAUGCAUGAGAGCAAUGGCGAACUUAAACCUCUCAAAAAUUCAACUCAACACCACAAAAUUUCCCUCGCCGAACCUCUCGUUCCCUUCUUCUGAAUCAAGACCCAAAUCCAAAAAUUACCCAAAAUUCUCUUUAUCAGCACUUUUAAGCCAAAGCCAACAGCAACCUUCUUUUGAUGGAUUGGUAAGCAGUAGCCGCAAACAUGAUGUUCUUGACGCCAUUAAAGGCUCGCUCUCUAGUUGUUUAUCGGAAACCAAUCUUCAUCUCACAGUUCCUGGUCUUAAAUCCAAAACCAGAGGCAAGGUGAGGGAUAUUUAUGAUGGUGGGGAUUAUCUGGUUCUGGUGACAACUGACAGGCAAAGUGCAUUCGAUAGGAUUCUGGCUUCUAUUCCCUUCAAGGGUCAGGUACUUAAUGAGACAAGUUUGUGGUGGUUUGAUAAAACUCAACAUAUAACACCUAAUGCGGUUGUAUCAGCUCCAGAUAAAAAUGUUACAAUUGCAAAGAAAUGUUCAGUCUUUCCUGUAGAGUUUGUUGUGAGAGGUUUUGUAACUGGAAGUACUGAUACAUCACUAUGGACAGUUUACAAUAAAGGUGUUCGAAAUUAUUGUGGCAAUGUACUCCCAGAUGGGUUGGUAAAAAACCACAAGCUACCUGCAAAUAUACUUACGCCAACAACUAAGGCGGCAGAUCAUGAUGUUCCUGUUACUCCUCAUGAGAUAGUUAAACGAGGACUGAUGACUCAAGCUGAGUUUGAUGAAGCAAGUAGUAAGGCUUUGAGUCUAUUUGAGUUUGGACAGCGAAUUGCUCUGGAACAUGGCCUACUAUUAGUUGAUACAAAAUAUGAAUUUGGAAAGGAUUGUGAUGGUUCUAUUGUUUUGAUUGAUGAGGUGCAUACACCAGAUUCAAGUAGAUAUUGGAUUGCCCAUUCUUAUGAGAAGAACUUUAAGGAAGGUCUUGAACGUGAAAACGUUGAUAAGGAAUUCUUGAGAUUGUGGUUCAAAGAUCACUGCAAUCCAUAUGAAGAUGAGGUCCUCCCUGAUGCUCCUGAAGAACUCGUUACCGAGUUGGCUUGGCGAUACAUUUUCUUGUACGAAACAAUAACAAAAUCAAGUUUUGAAAUACCACCAAUGGAGGAGCCAAUACAUGAUCGGAUCUCGCGAAAUGUUUCGCUGGCACUUCCAUCGUUGCGAUAGUUGUUGAGUUUCUAUGAGGGAAACAACAAUCAGAAGAGUGGUUUCAUGUCUUUUAGCUUUUACUGUUUGUUUAUAGAGUAAGAAAUUAAAAUAUUGCGGCAGCCAUAAAUGAGUAGUUGAGUUUUUACAUGAAAAUUGUAUUUGAAGUUCAUAUUUGACACCUUUAAAGAAAUGUAGUGUGGCUUAUUUUUCUAUUUCAA